This is a messenger RNA of Brassica napus (rape), 2108 nucleotides long. Its product is annotated as chaperonin CPN60, mitochondrial-like. The transcript has 17 exons. Gene Ontology annotation, biological process: protein refolding. The record is from RefSeq and is a predicted model, not a curated record. Gene Ontology annotation, molecular function: ATP-dependent protein folding chaperone; ATP binding. The coding region runs from base 229 to 1962 and encodes 577 amino acids. Lineage: Eukaryota; Viridiplantae; Streptophyta; Magnoliopsida; Brassicales; Brassicaceae. Gene Ontology annotation, cellular component: mitochondrion; cytosol.
AAAAAUUUGGAAAAUGGAAGUAACAAAACGUAAAUUGAAAAUGCAGUAAAACCCUAAAGGACUAAAACCCUAAAAGGGAGGGCAUUAAACAAGUAGCAGCUGCUGCUUCUAGAGUCUUCUCCUUCGUUUAUUAAAAGUCCGACGCUUCUCUCCAUCGAUCUCGCUUGCUCAUCCCAUUCAUCUCUUCCUUAGCUUCUCCAUCGUUCAUCUUCUUCCUUCUCAGCCGCCAUGUUUCGUUUCGUGUCCAGUCUCGCCUCCAAGGCUAGGAUUGCAAGUAACACAAGACAGGUUUCCAGCAGAAUGAGCUGGAGCAGGAACUAUGCAGCGAAAGAGAUUAAAUUUGGGGUUGAAGCUCGUGCCUUGAUGCUUAGAGGUGUUGAAGAGCUUGCUGAUGCUGUUAGAGUCACUAUGGGUCCCAAGGGACGUACUGUUGUGAUUGAGCAAAGUUGGGGUGCUCCUAAAGUGACUAAAGAUGGUGUCACCGUUGCCAAGAGCAUUGAGUUUAAGGAUAAAGUGAAGAACGUUGGUGCUAGUCUUGUGAAGCAGGUUGCUAAUGCUACUAAUGAUGUUGCUGGUGAUGGUACUACGUGUGCUACUGUGCUCACCAGGGCGAUAUUCACGGAAGGCUGCAAAUCAGUUGCAGCAGGAAUGAACGCUAUGGACCUGAGGAGAGGUAUCUCCAUGGCGGUUGAUGCUGUGGUGACAAACCUUAAAAGCAGGGCGAGGAUGAUCAGCACGUCUGAGGAGAUUGCUCAGGUUGGGACCAUUUCUGCGAAUGGAGAGAGGGAGAUUGGUGAACUUAUCGCAAAGGCUAUGGAGAAGGUUGGCAAAGAAGGUGUGAUCACAAUCCAAGAUGGAAAGACGUUGAUUAAUGAGUUGGAAGUUGUAGAAGGGAUGAAGUUGGACAGAGGUUAUACUUCCCCUUACUUUAUCACCAAUCAGAAAACUCAAAAAUGUGAACUGGAAGAGCCUCUCAUUCUUAUCCAUGAGAAGAAGAUCUCCUCCAUCAACUCUAUAGUGAAAGUGUUGGAGUUGGCUAUGAAGAAACAAAGACCGCUGUUGAUUGUCUCUGAAGAUGUGGAAAGUGAAGCUCUUGCAACUCUUAUCCUUAACAAGCUACGUGCUGGAAUCAAGGUUUGUGCCAUCAAGGCCCCAGGGUUUGGAGAGAACAGGAAGGCCAACUUGCAAGACCUUGCUGCCCUUACUGGUGGAGAGGUUAUCACGGAUGAGCUUGGCAUGAACCUAGAGAAGGUGGAUUUGGGCAUGCUAGGGACCUGCAAAAGGGUUACUGUUUCCAAGGAUGACACUGUUAUUCUUGAUGGGGCUGGCGACAAGACGGCCAUUGAGGAAAGAUGCGAGCAGAUUAGAUCAGCAAUUGAACUGAGCACCUCGGAUUAUGACAAGGAGAAACUGCAAGAAAGAUUAGCUAAGCUUUCUGGAGGAGUUGCUGUUUUGAAGAUUGGAGGAGCAAGUGAAGCUGAGGUUGGUGAGAAGAAAGACAGAGUGACAGACGCUUUGAAUGCCACUAAAGCAGCUGUUGAAGAGGGUAUUUUGCCAGGAGGAGGUGUGGCUCUUCUGUACGCAGCGAGAGAGUUAGAGAAACUUCCAACAGCCAACUUUGACCAGAAGAUUGGUGUGCAGAUCAUUCAGAACGCUUUGAAGACUCCUGUUCACACAAUAGCUUCAAACGCUGGAGUUGAAGGUGCUGUUAUAGUUGGCAAGCUCUUGGAGCAAGAUAACACAGACCUUGGUUAUGAUGCUGCUAAAGGUGAAUAUGUGGAUAUGGUGAAAGCUGGUAUCAUUGAUCCUCUGAAAGUGAUCAGGACCGCUUUGGUUGAUGCUGCCAGUGUGUCAUCUCUGUUGACGACAACUGAAGCUGUAGUCGUGGAUCUUCCUAAAGAUGAAAGCGAGUCCGCAGGAGCUGGAGCAGGCAUGGGUGGAAUGGGAGGCAUGGAUUAUUAAUUACAUCACUAAAACUCUCGUCUUUUCUUUUCACCAAUCAUCACCUUAACUUGAGAGAGAGGAGGGACACAAUUCUUGUAGGAGUCUGUUUUUGCCUGUGUUUGCCCAAUAAAAACAAUUAAACAGGUCAUUUGCCUGUUUUGCUA